Messenger RNA from Cyclopterus lumpus (lumpfish), 5387 nucleotides. It is a transcript of the gene sack1hb, whose product is annotated as family with sequence similarity 83 member Hb. The record is from RefSeq and is a predicted model, not a curated record. Gene Ontology annotation, molecular function: keratin filament binding. Gene Ontology annotation, cellular component: keratin filament. Gene Ontology annotation, biological process: protein localization to cytoskeleton; positive regulation of cell migration; intermediate filament cytoskeleton organization. Bases 392 to 4129 code for a protein of 1245 amino acids. NCBI's taxonomy places the organism in Eukaryota, Metazoa, Chordata, Actinopteri, Perciformes, Cyclopteridae. The transcript has 8 exons.
ACGGGUUUUGGGAGGAGUCACCCGGUGGGAAAGCCCUGCCUCACCCGAGCCGCGUCUCCUUCCUCAUUCAGCGCGCUGAUGUGUGCUCGAUGUGGCGGCGGCUCCGGAGGUGCACACCCCGCCUAGAGAAGCAAUUAGCCCGGGCCUGGAGUCCCUGUGGCCUCGCGUCGCCUGUCCUCGCUGGUUGACAGUGGAGGGCGCACACCGGGGGUUUGGGUGCAGUUGUAGCCCGAUCCGAGGAAUACCCGAGGAAGGAGACGCGCAUCGGCGGUUUCACAGAGAAGAGCGAGACCCGUCGGUGCGGACGGGAGAAGUUUGGAGGAACAAGGUCCUCCUCACUUACCUCUUCUCCCCCGAGUCCUGACCUUUGACCCCACCCAUCUCUCCAACCAUGGCACACCGAUCUCAGAGUUCAUCGGUUGGCGAUAACCCCCUUGACCCAAACUACCUGCCCCCUCAUUACCGUGAGGAGUACCGCCUAGCAAUUGAUGCUCUGAUAGAAAAGGACAUACAGGGUUACUUUGAGUUCCUCCAGAAUGCCGAGGUUUUCGGUUUCCUGUCACAGGCAGAAAUUGAAUUCAUCAAGUCCACAAUCCAGUUGCCCAACCAGACCUCCGGCGUCCCAGAGCUGACAUACUAUGAGGGAAGUCAGCCGGCUGAUGGCUCUUCGGACACUUACUGGCCGAUGCAGUCUGACCUAGAUGCCCCGGGGCUGGACAUGGGCUGGCCGGUGCCGCAGCAAGGCUUCAUGGGGCCCACGGAGGUCACCACUCUAGUCAACCCCUCCGACCCAGACAUGCCGAGCAUCAAGGAGCAGGCCAGGAGACUCAUUAAGAAUGCACGCCAAGUUAUUGCUGUGGUGAUGGACACGUUCACAGAUGUUGACAUUUUUUCGGAUCUUCUGGACGCGGCAGCGCGCCACAUUCCAGUUUACAUUCUACUGGAUGAGCUGGAAGCCCAUAACUUUGUUUCUAUGGUGGAAAACUGCAAAGUCAACUUGGAUAUGCAUCCUAUGAUGCGUGUCAGGACUGUGGCAGGAAUAACCUAUUAUUCCCGUACGGGGACAUCAUUUAAGGGGCAGGUGAAAGAUCGUUUCUUACUGGCUGACUGCAAAGCUGUACUCAGUGGCAACUACAGUUUCAUGUGGUCUUUUGAGAAGAUCCACCGCUGCAUCGCCCACCUCUUCCUCGGGGAGCUAGUUGCCACCUUUGAUGAAGAGUUUCGCAUUCUCUUUGCUCAGUCAGAGCCUUUAGUCAUUGACCCAUCCAAUGGAGCACCCGCUCUCUCUGACAGCAGCAGCACCAGCAGUUACUUGGGCAACCAGUUCGGUCUGAAGAGGACCCAGUCUUUACGUAACCCCAUAGGUUUCCACAGGCACCCUGAGCUUCCUGCUGCCUUCUCCUAUGGAGACUCUGAUCGUAACCUUGCACUUCCUUUCCGAAGGAACGAUGCAUUUCGUCAAACCGUUGAAUCAGGAAUUACAAUUGGAAAAUAUUCCCAGCAACAGUUUCGUCCACAGCAGUCGUACCUGGACCAGGGGAGAUCCAUAGUUUCCAGACAAAUGGAUUUGAAUACCUCCACCAUCAAGAGGCACAGCUAUGCAGAGGGAACCCAGGAAAACUACUCAUCUUCAAGGCAAUACAUGAGGCACAGAGUCAUGAAUAAUCUGGAUGAGACAGAUGUUCAAAGGGAGCAGACCCAAAGUAGCUAUUAUCUCAAUGAAGGGCCUGGGCCGGAAUCUGGCCACGGAUACUACGACAGAAACUACGACAGACUUCGAGUUUAUGCUUCACAAUUUUCCAUUGACCAGCAUUCAGAUUCAGAGCCUCCAGGAAAGUAUGGCCGAAGCUACUUUUCAUCUGAGGACUUAAGAGGACCUGAGGGACAGCAGGCACCUCCAUUAGCUGGGAGGUAUGGAGGAGAUUUUACCAAUAAAAGGCCUACCAUAGGUCAGCCUUAUGCCUGCCAGACUUCACCCACGCAGCUCCACCCACCAGAGAAGAAACAGUUUGCCAAACCAUCUGAUCAAGAGCAUGAUGAAGAUGAAGGUGCCAAGCAAGGCAUGAGGAGUUGGAGGAUCCAAUCCUAUCUCAGCACUUAUGAUGACAGUGGAGAAGAAGGUCUGACUCAACCUUUGGGGCCUGAUGCAUUUGAAGACCUUCCACCAUCUCAGCAGCCAACUGGCACUGAACAUUCAGCUCCCCGCUUUGGAACAAAGGAGCCACCGAAUGUUCCCCCUAAACCCAGACCAGAUAUCAUGAGGCCGCGGUAUGGAAAGCCCAACUUAACUGAGGGCAACAGUAAAGACUCUGCCCCAACAACAACCAAGGAUCUGCUUCCAUCAGUCAGUGACUUAAAGCCAUUUGCACUGGAGAAAAAAGCCAGGGAGGCUGAGAAGGAAAGGGAGAGAAACACAGAGAGGGGUGCAGCAAGGGAGGUGGGUGUAGAUGUGGAGGUGAAGGAGACUUCAGAUAUCUUCCUGUCCAAACAUGAAUCAUUCCAUUCACGUAUUAACCCACUCCUUCAGCGUACCUCUCGCCUGCGUUCCUCGCUUAUAUUCUCAUCUUCCAAAGCAGAGAUGCACAGUGGUAGCCUUGGCCUAAAAUCAGCAACAGAGAAAGACGAGGAGUUAGACACAGUGCGCACAUCCUCGAUUGUGGCCCAGAUACUAGAGAAGAGAAGGUCACUGACUCGUGAGCCUUUUGAGUGGAGAAAGAAGGCUGAAGAGAAAGAGAAAGAAAGUGAGAAAGAGAAAGAAAGGGAGAAAGAGAAAGAAAGGGAGAAAGAGAAAGAAAGGGAGAAGGAGAAAGAAAGGGAGAAGGAGAAAGAAAACGCAAAAGUGAUGGAUGAAGAAAGGGAGAAGCGGAAAGAAAAAGAGGAGAGAGAGCGACAGCAGAAGGAAAGGGAGAUUCGAAUGAAAGAUGAGAUGAAAGCAAAAGAGGAACUUCAGAAACUCAAAGAACAGGUUACGAAGACACCAACUGCUGAGAAAUCUGACGUCACAACAUCAUUGUCUAUGAACAUGAAUGACCCAGCCAAUAGACUGCAGUAUUUCAAAGACCUGGCUGCCAAGAGAAAUGCCUCAAAAAUGGAGACAGAGUCAUCACUAAAAGCUCCAGAGCCCGCUGAAAAAAAGCCAGACCAUUUUGAUAAUCGUCCCCUAAAAACUACAAUCACCCCAAAGAUGCCAACGGUCUCUGUUAGUUCAGCAGAACCUGAACCAAAGAAGACAGACAUCUCUACAAAACUGGCAGAGCUCACUCGUAGAUCUUCAUUUAGUUCCUCAAAACCACCCGUAAUCCAUGCCAAGCCUCCUCUGAGACCUUCAGAGGCAACUCAACCUCGUAAAGAGGAAAGUACAUCUGAGGGUCAAAUAAAGGAUAUAUUCAAGUCUCUGAAGCCCCUCGCUUCACCUAAGAUCUUCAGGAGAGAUCCGUUGAAGCUCAAAGGACUGAAUCCUCGUCGCAUCUCUAGUGGUGAGGAGACUCUGACCACAGACGCUACAGAUGCAGAGAAGAGUGAACUAAAAAAGAGUCGCUCUUAUAGUUCUUCAGCUCUGACACGUGACGAAUCCAGGGAAGGACUGCACAAGGUUUUGGGAUCUUCUACAUCCAUCAACACACUUGGUGAGAGCAAGGGCGAGGGUAAGACACUUGACUUUUUAAAGAAGCAGACUCAGAGGCUAAAGGGAUUCCUGGGGCCCAAGGAUAAAGAAAAGAAAUCUUCCGGAGAUGAUCGGGGCAUGAGCACGAGUUUAUCAGCUAAAGAUAAAGGUUCUACUACUACAGACCAAACUACAGCCAAUCACAAGACAUCAACCAGCGCGUCGGGCACAUCUCGAUACCAGGCCCCGGGCAGCUCUGUUCUCUACGGUAGCAACCUACGAGAUGACACCAAAGUCAUUCUAGAGCAGAUCUCAGCCAACAGUCAGAAGAACCGACUGGAGCGAGAAGAAACCGGAGGCGACGGGGCGAAGGGGCUGGAGAGACAGAACUCCAUAAAGAAGAGUCGAUUUCUGCAUCCGCAGACCUACGUCCAGGAGCGGGAGGGAUUACUGAAGAGGAUAGAGAGUUUGAGGAAGGAGAAGAAGGUCUACAGCCGCUUUGAGAUGGGGAAUAGCUUGGGAUAACGAAAGAUGGAGGAGCCACCUUUUUAUAUGGAAACUGUUCAUGCAAGAUGAUCAAAAAGACCCAUUGCCCACAUGUGCCAACGCCACUAUCAAAGUACUGCUGUGGCUCAACACUGCAGCCUUUCCUGAAUUUUCUCACAGUUAUACAACUUGAUAGACAAUACAUGAACAUGCUGAAAACAAAAUAAAGUCAUUGGGUCUGGAAUGUGCCUGUGUGCCAAGACCUGGUACUACUUUGACCAAAUAUGGUUACUGAGAGAAAAAACUGUGACUCUACUUGCAUACUGGCUGCAUGGGUUAAUGUUCCACCAAACAGAAAAAGGUAGGGCCUAAAACCUAAAACAACUUGUAUGAACGUGAAUGAGGGAGUUAAAGAAAGACGGUACACCGGAGGGAUAGAAAAUAGAUCCAUGCCAGUUAAAUGUGUGUGUGUGUGUGUGUGUGUGUGUGUGUGUGUGUGUGUGUGUGUGUGGUGUGGAUUCAUUGUGUGCCAAUGGCCCGCCAAGGGCAUUAUCGAAGCUUGGACAAUUAUUAACCCAGACCAGAAAGCAGAGAUGAGAAAAUGAAGAGGAAUAAAAUGAGAUGAAGAAUUGAUGAAGGUUGAUAAAGGCAAAUAUGUGAGAUUCUAGAAAAUGAAAAGAAAAAAAAAACAGUGAAACUAAAUCAGAAAUGUCUAAUUCUAAUGUUGAGGUGGAGUUUCGAUCGAGAGGGUCAUAUACCUUUCCAUCAAGGCGUGGACCCACUUCUCAGGGUUGAAGAUGUCAAAUAACUAUUUAGAGAAGGGCCUACAGGCUUUCAUGGUUCGAGGAGUGGGGUUAAACAUGUAAGGGUGCUAGCUCAUGUCUUAUGUAAUGUAAAUAAAAACGUAAAGCACUUGCAGUUGUUCUGAACACUGUAAAAAGACAAAAAAUGUACAACGGUUUCUUUGUCUUUUCACUUUGAAAUUAGUCAUUAGUCAUUUAGUAAUUACCUAUAAGGGAAAGGAAGAGAAAGGGGAAGCAGGGCCAUGCCUCCUUACAUAAGUCACUUAACUUCUAAGACCUACCACGCAGAACCGCUAACUCCUUUGUUGGUCUGUGAAUACUCGUACACCAGAGCUUUAGACUGCCACAGCAGUUCCCAGACUGCUCGAGAGCUCGACGGGGCAUCAAACUUUAAUGUGUUGUUUUUUGACAGUACAUAAAGGGCUGGAGGAUCGAUUGCCAUAAUGACACUUCAGGGAUUACAAUGUUUUCUAUACGGGAUUAUAAUGUACAUA